This is a messenger RNA of Morchella sextelata, 645 nucleotides long. RefSeq lists its product as uncharacterized. Bases 1 to 645 code for a protein of 214 amino acids. The transcript is spliced from 3 exons. Lineage: Eukaryota; Fungi; Ascomycota; Pezizomycetes; Pezizales; Morchellaceae. The record is from RefSeq and is a predicted model, not a curated record.
AUGCACCCCCCUCUCGAGCUCCUCCUCCUACUAUCACUACACCUCACCCCCAUCUUCGCAACGCUAAUAUUCCCCAUGCCUGACACCCCGCCCUGCGUGCAAGCCUGCGAAGAUAAGACCGACAUGUCCAACGUCCCACUAUGCGCAAUAAACCCCCCACAAACUAGCGAAAACGACUUCACAAACACCAUCAGCUGCCUUUGCACCGACCGGCACCUCCUCGCCUCCACAAUCCCCUGCGUGCUCCGGUCCUGCGCUGGGAAUAGCUCUUCAAUAGAAACCUACUUCACAACCCUCUACACGCUCUGCCACACGCACGGCCACACGCACUACCCCCCGCCCCCGCACCUCCUCCGCGCGCUCGGCAUCACCGCGCCUCCUAACGCCACCAUCCCCGCUACCGUCAGCGGCGUCCCCAUAAACUCGGCGUUCCCAGAGGUGGCCGCGGUAACAACGCAUCUGCGCGCGCUGCCGACGCAGAACAUCCUCAAUGCGCUGGCGGCGGAGGCAGAGAAUGGGACGGGUAGCAGUAGUGGGACGGGGAAGGUGGAGGUUGUGGGGCAUGGGAUGGGGGUGGCGGGGGCGGGGGUGGUGGGCGUGGCGGUGGUGGGCGUGGUGGUGUUGGUUGUGUUGGUGGCGUUUUAG